This is a messenger RNA of Saccharomyces paradoxus, 2340 nucleotides long. It is a transcript of the gene EMC1, whose product is annotated as Emc1p. Gene Ontology annotation, cellular component: EMC complex. The transcript has a single exon. The record is from RefSeq and is a predicted model, not a curated record. The coding region runs from base 1 to 2340 and encodes 779 amino acids. Gene Ontology annotation, biological process: protein folding in endoplasmic reticulum. Lineage: Eukaryota; Fungi; Ascomycota; Saccharomycetes; Saccharomycetales; Saccharomycetaceae.
AUGAAGAUAACGUGUACAGCCUUGGUGUACGUCUUCAUUUCACUCUUCCUAAACACGAGUUGUGUCCAAGCAGUAUUUUCAGAUGAUGCAUUUAUCACUGAUUGGCAAUUGGCUAACUUGGGUCCUUGGAAGAAAAUCAUCCCUGAUUCUCGAGACCCUAGCCGGGUUGUCAUCUUAUCGAACCCUACCGAAACUUCCUGUUUAGUUUCUUCGUUCAACAUUUCUUCCGGACAGAUUCUUUUCAGAAACGUUUUGCCCUUCACCAUUGAUGAGAUUCAACUGGAUAGCAAUGAUUACAACGCAAUGAUUUGUGUGAACUCUUCAAGCCAACAUUGGCAGAAAUUCGAUUUACACGAUUGGUUCUUACUAGAUGAGGGCAUAGAUAACGUCCCCUCUACAACCAUUUUGCCACAAUCCUCAUAUUCAAACGAUCAAGUAUCCAUUAAGGACAAUGAACUGUGUAUUCUCGACGAGGAGUCAAAAUUGGCCGAAUUGAAAUUGGAAUUACCUCAAGGGUUCAACAAAGUGGAAUAUUUCCAACGCGAAGAUCCCCUGGCUUUGGUUUUAAACGUUAACGACACCCAGUAUAUAGGGUUUUCUGUCAAUGAUACAGAAUUGGUACCGGUUUGGCAAAGAGAUGAAUGGUUAACUAAUGUGGUAGACUAUGCUGUAUUGGACGUUUUCGAUUCUAGAGAUGUGGAAUUGAACAAAGAUAUGAAAGCCGAACUUAAUUCAAAUUCGCUUUGGAACGCUUACUGGCUUAGAUUGACAACAAAUUGGAAUCGUUUCAUCAAUUUAUUGAAAGAGAACCAUUUUUCACCAGGACGUGUCUUCACUAGACUCCUGGCUUUGGACUCCAAGGAUACAACAGUAUCAGACCUGAAAUUUGGCUUCGCUAAGACCUUAAUUGUUUUGACCCAUGAUGGCUUUAUUGGCGGCCUUGAUAUGAUUAAUAAGGGUCAACUUAUUUGGAAACUCGAUUUGGAAAUUGACCAAAGCAUUAAAAUGUUCUGGACGGAUAAAAACCAUGACGAGCUCGUUGUUUUUUCACAUGAUGGACAUUAUUUGACAAUUGAAGUCGCUAACGAUCUACCGGUUAUCAAAUCAAGAUCCUCUCUACCUGAAAGUGGAACUGUUGACUCCGUUAUUAAGCUGAAUGAACAUAAAUGCCAGUAUUUAAUCAAGUUUGAGAAUAAGGGUCAUUUACUGUUUAAACUGAAUCUCCGCAAGAAUUUGGAUGCACCAAUAGUUUACAACAACCACACUAGUUGCGAUAUGCCCUUUUUUGAAACAUUAGGACUCGAAACAUUAGGACUUUUUAUUAACGAACUAACAUUUGUCACGGAGCAUGACAAAAAUGGCAUUUACUGCUACAGAAUCGAGAACGAUGCGGUGAAAGAAGCUUGGCAGAGAACCGUAAAGUCGAAGGAAAAAAUAAUGGCGUAUAGCAAUAGGGACACAACAAACUCAAACACUCUUGGUAUUACUCUAGGUGACAAAUCGGUUCUUUAUAAAUAUUUGUAUCCAAACCUAGCGGCUUAUCUAAUCGCUAACGAAGAGCACCAUACAAUCACAUUCAACUUAAUUGAUACCAUUACAGGAGAAAUCCUUAUCACCCAAGAGCACAAGGAUUCUCCAGAUUUCAGGUUUCCAACGGAUAUUGUUUUCGGUGAAUAUUGGGUCGUUUAUUCCUAUUUCAGUUCUGAACCUGUUCCUGAACAAAAGCUGGUAGUAGUUGAAUUAUAUGAAUCACUGACCCCAGAUGAACGUUUGUCUGACUCAGAUAAGCAUUUUUCUUAUGAUCCAUUAACCGGUAACAUUAACAAACCUCAAUUCCAGACUAAGCAGUUUAUUUUCCCGGAGAUCAUCAAGACAAUGUCCAUUUCCAAGACAACGGAUGAUAUUACUACUAAGGCUAUCCUAAUGGAAUUAGAAAAUGGCCAAAUCACUUAUAUACCAAAGCUCUUAUUGAAUGCAAGAGGUAAGCCAGCAGAGGAAAUGGCCAAGGAUAAUAAAAAAGAGUUUAUGGCUACCCCAUACACGCCAAUCAUCCCAAUUAAUGAUAACUUCAUCAUUACUCACUUCAGAAACCUAUUACCAGGAUCUGAUUCGCAAUUAAUCUCUAUCCCAACUAAUUUGGAAUCCACAAGCAUCAUUUGUGAUCUAGGUCUUGACAUUUUUUGUACAAGGAUCACACCUUCCGGCCAAUUUGAUUUAAUGAGUCCUACUUUCGAGAAAGGUAAAUUACUCAUUACUAUACUCAUCUUAUUGGUGAUCACGUAUUUUAUCCGUCCUUCUGUUUCAAACAAGAAGUUGAAGUCACAAUGGUUAAUUAAAUAG